Messenger RNA from Penicillium alfredii, 915 nucleotides. RefSeq lists its product as uncharacterized. The record is from RefSeq and is a predicted model, not a curated record. The transcript has 3 exons. Gene Ontology annotation, molecular function: protein heterodimerization activity; chromatin DNA binding. Gene Ontology annotation, biological process: heterochromatin formation; leading strand elongation; DNA damage response. Gene Ontology annotation, cellular component: epsilon DNA polymerase complex; CHRAC. Bases 1 to 915 code for a protein of 304 amino acids. NCBI's taxonomy places the organism in Eukaryota, Fungi, Ascomycota, Eurotiomycetes, Eurotiales, Aspergillaceae.
AUGCCGCCGCGCAAAUCCACAUCCUCGGUCACGCCCGCCGAGCCAGACGAGCCACAGCUGCAGCAGUCACCGCAGGCGCCGAGCCAGACAGACAAAAACGUCACGGCAACAGAGCAGCAGCUGAAGGCGCGGGCCGAGGCGGGCGUCAGUGUCGAUGACUACCUUCUCCCGCGCUCGUUGACAGUACGCCUAGCCAAAGGCGUGCUCCCGCCCAACACGACGAUCCAAAAGGACGCAGUGCUGGCGAUCCAGAAGGCGGCCACUGUAUUCGUGUCGUACCUGUCAUCACAGGCCAACGAAUCCACCCUGAAACGCACCGUCGCACCCACAGACGUCUUCAACGCGCUCACGGAGCUCGAAUUCGACUCGUUCCGGUCCCGUCUCGAGCAGGAACUCGAGGCAUACACCGAGACCAAGGCUGGGAAACGCAAGUCGAAGAAGUCCGAUGUCAACGGCGCGGGCGAUGCCUCGGGAGCUCCCACAGGCGCAGGCGCAGAUGGUGCCGCGGAUGGUGCUGCUGCUGCGGCGACGAGGGCGGAUGGAACACCGCGGGAUGAAGAUGACGACGUCGAUAUGGUUGAUAACCCGGCCAAGAAGGUGAAGCGCGUGGAUGAUGAUGGGCCGGGGGCUGGUGGGGAGCCGGUGGAUGACGAUGAGACGCAGGAGGAGGAGCUUGAAGAAGAUGAGGAGCAGGAGCAGGACCAUGAGGACGAGGAAGAUGAUGAACAGGAAGAUGAUGAGGACGAGGAGGAAGAUGACCGCCGGCCUCGUUUGGAAGAUGAUGUUGACCGGGUGGAGGAUUUGGAUCGCGAUCCCGGGGCGCAGCGUGGGCCAAUGGAUCCUGAUGCUGAUGAGACAGAUGAUGAGGAUGCUGGGCCGGCUAGUCAGUUGCGCGAUGAUCUGGGGUUGGGCUAG